This is a messenger RNA of Macroventuria anomochaeta, 2318 nucleotides long. Its product is annotated as pyruvate decarboxylase. Lineage: Eukaryota; Fungi; Ascomycota; Dothideomycetes; Pleosporales; Didymellaceae. The record is from RefSeq and is a predicted model, not a curated record. The transcript is spliced from 2 exons. Gene Ontology annotation, molecular function: magnesium ion binding; carboxy-lyase activity; thiamine pyrophosphate binding. Bases 381 to 2108 code for a protein of 575 amino acids.
AAUGCGCUGCAGAGACCACACCGUUAUCGCUGCAUGCCACUCAGACGAGACCGUCGGUCGAUAGAUGCACUGAUCGUUUGCAACAAGAGCCGCGUUUGAGGUUGCAAUGCUAUCUUUUGGGAGAUAUUCAGGGCAUUUUGCUCACGCCAUGGGCUGACGAACGUUCCUGACUAAACCACGUCGCGUUACAUGUGGUGCUCGUCCAAAACUCUGUUGAGGAAACUGCUUUGAGUGGUCCCUUCCGGCAGCAACCGGUCGACAUUGAUGUCAUCGCAUCGUAGACCUGAACCCUUAAAGCACUCGCAGCACCCACGUCAACAACACCAGAAUACUACUGUUUCUUAGAUUCAAAGCUUACACAGGUCGUCUCCCUUGGCACAAUGGCUCAAGACCUGAGAUCACAGAACAUCAAGAACCCAAUUGACGUUGCGGAGUACCUCUUUCGACGCCUGAAGGAGGUCGGUGUUGAGUCAAUUCACGGUGUCCCCGGUGACUACAACCUUGUUGCUCUCGACUACAUCCCCAAAAAUGGACUGAAGUGGGUUGGCAACUGCAAUGAGCUCAACGCAGGCUACGCAGCCGAUGGCUAUGCCCGUGUGAAGGGCGUCUCCGCACUCGUCACCACAUUCGGUGUUGGUGAGCUGUCUGCGGUCAACGCAAUUGCGGGUGCAUACUCAGAAUACGUCCCCAUUGUUCACAUUGUUGGCUACCCGUCGACGUUAUCACAGAGCGAUGGCGCUCUUCUGCACCACACGCUCGGCAACGGCGACUUCACCGUCUUCUCGAGAAUGUCCAAGGAGAUCUCUUGCGCUGUUUCCAUGCUAAACAACAUACACGAGGCAGCGACUCUCAUCGACAACGCUGUUCGGGAAUGCAUUCUCCACUCAAGACCGGUGUACAUCUCCCUCCCGACAGACAUGGUACAGAAGAAGGUGGACGGCGACAGGCUUAAUACACCGCUUGACCUGCACUACCCAGCAAAUGAGCAAGAGCGAGAAGACUACGUAGUAGACGUUGUUCUCAAGUACCUCCACGCUGCGAAAAACCCCGUCAUCCUGGUCGACGCCUGCGCCAUCCGGCACCGAGCACUCAAGGAGACCCACGAACUGGUAAAGAAGUCUGGCCUACCCACCUUCGUCGCGCCAAUGGGCAAGGGUGCCGUCGACGAAACUCUUCCCAACUUCGGCGGUGUCUAUGCCGGCGACGGUAGCAACAAGGGCGUCCGUGAGCGUGUCGAGUCCUCGGACCUAGUCCUCAGCAUCGGUGCCAUCAAAUCCGACUUCAACACCGCCGGCUUCACAAUCCGCCAAUCCCAACUCAACACAAUCGACUUCCACAGCUACGGCGUCAAAGUCCGCUACUCAGAAUACCCAGGCGUCCGCAUGAACGGCGUCCUCGCCAAAGUAACCCAAAAGCUCGGCCAACUCAACAUCGAAAAGGGCCCCGACCCCAAUAACGACAUCCCCACCGAGGAGCUCGAGUCACCCGAGCCCACAAUCACACACGCCUGGUUCUGGCCGCGUCUCGGCCAAUUCCUGCAGAAAUCCGACAUCAUCCUAACAGAAACCGGCACCUCCAACUUCGGCAUUUGGGAAACUCGAUUCCCCGCCGACGUCAACGCCAUCAGUCAAGUGCUAUGGGGCAGCAUCGGCUACGCAACCGGUUCGUGUCAGGGGGCCGCGCUCGCGGCGAAGGAGAAAGGAAUCAAGCGCACCAUCCUCUUCACAGGCGAUGGUAGCUUCCAGCUCACAGCCCAAGAAGUCAGCACCAUGAUCCGCAACAAGCUGAACCCCAUUAUCUUCGUUAUCUGCAACAAGGGGUACACAAUCGAGCGCCUGAUCCAUGGGUGGAAGGACAACUACAAUGAUGUGCAGGAGUGGAAGUACAAGGACCUGCCUGAGGUGUUUGGCGCGCCGAAGGGCAGCGUACUGACAUAUAGGGUGGAGAGUAAGCAGCAGGUUGAGGAGCUGUUCAAUGAUGAGCAGUUUAAGAGUGGUGAGACCCAGAAGAUGAGGUUUGUGGAGUUGGUUAUGCCGUGGAACGAUGCUCCGGCUGCUCUGAAGGGCGUUGCAGAGGCGGCAGCGAGGAAGAAUGCGCAGGUGGAGUAGGAUAUUCAAUGGUUUGAUGGCUUGACGGUAACUUCAGACUCUUCUCAUUUUCAAAUGUUAGCGUUAGCAAAUGAAAUCGUACGAAACAUAAAGCCGGUCUACGCAAAGCAUUUCUGUUGCGUCAACAAAACAGUCUGGUGGCGUCAAAUCAGAUGUGUUUUCCUCCAAGGAUCACAGAUGGAAAACAGAUGGAAAAGCACUAAACAUUCG